Molecule: messenger RNA, 1581 nt
Organism: Heteronotia binoei (common prickly gecko)
Lineage: Eukaryota; Metazoa; Chordata; Lepidosauria; Squamata; Gekkonidae
Gene: ZNF576
Product: zinc finger protein 576
Exons: 2
Coding region: 150-737 (195 amino acids)
Biological process (GO): regulation of transcription by RNA polymerase II
Molecular function (GO): DNA-binding transcription factor activity; RNA polymerase II cis-regulatory region sequence-specific DNA binding
Source: RefSeq, a predicted model, not a curated record
CUGAACCUGCUAAAGUAAACAAGCCACCAUUGACUGAACAUCGUCUUACAAAGGUCCCAAACCAUGGCAAGGCAAGUGAUCUACCGACACGGGAGCCACUGCCAACUUGUAAACUAGAACCUGUCUGCAUAGAGGAAGAGGAGAGCCCAAUGGCAGUGUCGCCGGUCUGCCCAAGCCCACGUAGCAAGGGCAAAGAAUCCUCCAGCAGUAGCACAAUCUACAGCUUGGGCGCAAACCAGUGCUUUCACUGCCUGAUCACGUUCCCGGAUGAGAAGUUCAAGGCGCGGCAUAUGAAGCGGGAACACCCGGAGGACUUCGUUCAGGCCAAUUUGCGCGACACCCUCUUUGUCUGCUUUAUUUGCGACAAGGCCUUCGAGAGCUCGCGGGCGCUCAUCUGUCACCAGCGGGGCCACGCGCCCACCCCGCCCUCGGACUGCACAGCCUGCCUGCAACCCACCUUUGACUGCUCUGACUGUGGCCGCCGCUUUGGCCAGCUGGCCAACUACCAGCAUCAUCGCCUGGGCCACGCCGCCGGCCACAGCCUGCCGCACCAGUGCCCAGACUGCGGCAAGAGCUUCCGGCAGCUUUCGAACCUGCGUCGGCACCAAGCCUUCCACCAGCAGACGCAGCAGCUGCUUCCCUCCCGGCUUUAUUCCUGCAUGGAAUGCGGCGAGAGCUUUAACCAAGAGGCGGGGCUGCAUGAACACUACAUCCGUCACGCCCGGGGGGAGCUCUAGCGAAAGCUGUGGCCACGCCCCUCAGCUUCCUGGAUCUGGGCGGAGGAAGGAAGACAAUGCACGCUGCUGGGUGAGGAGCAAAAAACAGAGGGAGACGAGGAAUGGCACAGAAAGGGACCCUUCCUCGUCAGAAGGCGAAGGAACCCCAAGUUCCAGGAAGUGCCAAAACUGGUUGUGCCCCAGGGAUGAAGAAUGUCUGGUUCAGAGGAUGCUGAAGAAGUGUUUGCCCCUAGUAGGAAAUGCUGCCUCUGUAGCCUGAGCAAAAAGUAGAGAACGGGUGAUGGAAAGGGUGAAAACCGUCUCUCCUCUCUUUGAGGAGGAGGAGUUUGCAUUCUAUUCAUCUGAGGCUGUUCGGCCAGGAGGCUAAAAAGACCCCCUACACUGCUUCCUUAUGGCAUAUAGCCUUUCGGAUGGUCAUCUGUGAAUGCUGCACCUUUUCAGCAAGGCUUCUUGGGAGCCUGUGGCCUGCAGAGCAUCUCCCAUCUAGAUGGGAAAGAGAGGUCUCAGUGCGCAGAGGAAAGCAAGGGCUGUGUGUCUGUCUUGUGACUUGAUUGUCCCAGGCACACGUGGGGUUGGAUAACAGCGAAAUUCCACUGAGAGUCUUUAGGGCUGUAGAGGGGAAAUCGUGAAAGCAUGGCAGCGGCAGGGCCUAGCGAUGUCACAGGGAUCAGAGGGAGACUGGAAAGGGCUUUCUGGGCUGGGGUUUGGGCUUCUCUCUGCUGUUUCCUGGCCCUCCCCAAAACUCACUGAAGUGGAGUAAGUUUUCUUGGAAAGCAGAAACAGCUCACUUUGUCUGGAUGCAGCGUCCCGGUUGCAGAAUCUUGAAUCUCAGGAUUUGGGACGU